Messenger RNA from Oppiella nova, 708 nucleotides. NCBI's taxonomy places the organism in Eukaryota, Metazoa, Arthropoda, Arachnida, Sarcoptiformes, Oppiidae. The record is from the annotation of a GenBank genome assembly.
AGGCAUUGGGUGUCCGCCCUCUUCGAACUCCUCUUCCCCAUCGCCCUCACUCUCAUCAUGGCUUACGUGCGAUACAACACCACAAAAGGCCAGUCGCUGGACCGACAGGAGUCGUGGACGGGUCCCGUGAUCUUCGACGGAGCCGAUCAGCAGAAGAACUUCUCGAUCGCCGACCUGUUCCGGGCGGGAAAUGGAACCAAUAGGAGCCCCUACUCUGUGUUCUACGCGCCCAACAACUCGGCGACGAACGAGUUUAUGCGGGAAUUCCAAAGCAAAUACAAGUUGAAAGACGUGAAGGGCUUCAGCACUGCCGACGAGUUGGCGACAAAACUUUACAAAUCGGAGGAAGAGAUGUAUGAAUACGGCGUUGAGUUCAUCGAAAAUCCGGACUCAAAGCAGAACUUGAAAGUCAAGAUUCGCGUCAAAAACGACAAAAUGGUGAAAUUAGUGAAGCAGACGUUCGCCGACGAUAUGGCCACUAAACCGACCGAAGAUUCGACCACUUAUGAGGACGGCUUCACUUCCCUUCAAAUAGCGCUCAGCGAACGCUUCAUCGAACAACUGAUGGCCGGAAACGUGAGGGAUCUGGAAGUGAGUCAAGUGUCCACUCAUCGCAUCCCUUAUCCCAAAUAUCUGAAGAUCUCUGGAAACGAAGGAGGCUUGUCUGGCGUGCAAAUGGCGGGAAUGAUGAUAGUGACGGGUUAUGUC